Aureobasidium melanogenum CBS 110374 is the source of this 1161-nucleotide messenger RNA. RefSeq lists its product as uncharacterized. The record is from RefSeq and is a predicted model, not a curated record. The coding region runs from base 1 to 1161 and encodes 386 amino acids. The transcript is spliced from 2 exons. Lineage: Eukaryota; Fungi; Ascomycota; Dothideomycetes; Dothideales; Saccotheciaceae.
AUGUUUCUUGUGGUACCAGCUGAGUCGCUUGCUCUGGAAACCGCCUUUGAUGACCACGACGCUAUUGUUAAGCAGUUCCCAGGAAUCUCCUUCGAAAGCCCUUCUGACAACAAGUCUCGAAAGCACAAGCUCAUGAGAAUGUCGUUUGUUAUGGAGUCUAUGAGAAGCCAUGUGAUAAUGCCACAGUACAAACGCCAGGCAAACGCGAAAGGUCAGCAGAUGGCGCUGCUGCGCAAGCUCAGGAGCCUUUCUGAGUCGGACAAGUUUCAGCUUGUUGCAAACUACGACGAAGCAACCUCGACUGCGAUUCAGAAUGUGUGCAAGACCCUAUCUCAAACAGCAAUCACUUCUUCAGUAAUCCUCGAAGAGUUGUACUCCAGCAAACAAUCCGGCUGUAUAGACGAGUGGGUAAAGCAGGGUUGGUGUGCACCGAAUUCGACCAACUUAGACGUGGUCGGCAAUCCUAAGGACUUCGAGACUAUGAACGUACCACAAGAUACGCCUGCACCUCCGCAGUACGAAUCACGAGCACCCAGCUUCGAGGAGCUGUUUAGCUCACGGAGCAAGAACUGUAUCGGAUUGCAAGCAAGUCUAGGACUGGCUGGAGAUCAUUCGUUGCAGACCUCGCCAUAUCUUCCAUCCACCGCGCCACCUUAUUCCACUUGUGCCGAACUCGACUCAAACCCCUAUGAGACCACAUACCAACAUGCCAGCGCAGUCACGCCCGAUAGUCAUGGAACUCCUGGUCAUGCAAUGGUCACGCACUCUGAUUACGCCGAGAUAUUCUCUAUCCCACCCUCGGAGGAUCCCUUAACGCCAAUGCCAACGUCUUCUGACUACAUUGGCACAUUUCUGUCCGGAUUUUCGAGCUGUCCGAACAGCGCACCAGUCGUUCCACUGGGUCAUGGUGAAUCGAAAAGCUCCAUCGACCGCUCUGCUCAAGAAAGGACCCGUAGCUCAUCUCGAAUGUCAAGCAAGGGCUCAUCCGCACGUGUGCAGAUACCUGCGACCAGCCCUAGGGGACGUAGUCAGCCCGAUUCCAGACUCGCUAACAAGAAAACGCCGGCUAUCGCAAUCUCGAAGCAACGAGAUGGCGAGGCCCGCCACUCGGCCGUUCUCUACGGAUGGAGUCCUUGGUUCUUGUUCCCUCACAAUGCAUGA